Molecule: messenger RNA, 4983 nt
Organism: Scophthalmus maximus (turbot)
Lineage: Eukaryota; Metazoa; Chordata; Actinopteri; Pleuronectiformes; Scophthalmidae
Product: neural cell adhesion molecule L1-like protein
Exons: 30
Coding region: 786-4694 (1302 amino acids)
Biological process (GO): brain development; cell-cell adhesion
Molecular function (GO): cell-cell adhesion mediator activity
Source: RefSeq, a predicted model, not a curated record
CAGUGGAACUUCUCCAUUACGGCUGUUCGGUUGAACAUCGCCUUUUCAUAUGAGCAGGGGAGUUACGCAUGUGGAGCAGAGUGUGGAGAAGAAGGAGCCGUUCAGCCCUCUGCUGUUGUGCGUAAAAGUGCAUUUACAGAAACAGACAUUAAUGCGCAUCGAAGUGGCACAUGCGCACGUUACGCACGUUACGAACCUUGGAUGCGUUCAUGAACGGGGGCAAAACGACGCGCGCUCGCGUUGAUUGACAGCUGACACACGGAAGCACAUACGCGCACGCGGAGUGAAACAUUUCCCCGCGUGUUUUCUACAGACUCCGCAGUGUGUGUGUGUGUGUGUGUGUGUGUGUGUGUGUGACAGCAGUCGUUCCACACACCACACCGUCCUGCGAGUCACCGCGUGUCCUUUGACCCCGGUCGCUUCUAAAAUAAGAGGGACGACCUUGCGGAGACUUGAGACACAGUUGCAGUUGUUGACUGCGCCGGUUUUGGCCGUCGGUCAAAAAAAAAGAAAGAAAAGGAAAGAGGAAAAAAAGUAGGCUUCGCACUUCUCAAAGUAUUCCAGGAGGAGAUGUGAUGUUUGCCACACCGGCAGCUCUCAGGCACAUCCCGGACUAAGAGUUGUCAUCUCCUUUGAAAGUUUCUCUUCAGAGACGGAAACUUCGACUGCCAUCACUCAGGUCGCUCGUCUUAUGGGUGCUCUGUGCCUUCCAAAUUCCGAGUGACGCCAGCCGAUCCAACUCGUUUUCCUGAUCUCGACUGUCUGCCGUGACCAGUGGAGGGGGAAUGAGGUUGGCGGGGAGCCUGCAGCUCGCGCUGCUUUUGGCCUUGAGCUGCGGAGCGGCGGGCCUCAGCAUCCCUCUGGAGGUGGAGCAGCCUCCGACCAUAAUAACUCACACAUCAGGACCCGUCAUUGCCCUUCCCUUUGACAACUCAGUCACUAUCGGGUGUGAGGCCAGGGGCAACCCACCACCAGAAUACAGAUGGACCAAAGAUGGCAUGGACUUUACCCCUCCACACAUCACGGCGGACAAAACACACCACACAGGUGGAACUUUUGUGCUUCACAACAAGCACCUUUUCCAGUUCCAGGGUAAAUACAGAUGCUUUGCCUUUAACAAGCUGGGAACUGCUAUGACGGAGGAGAUUGAACUGAUGGUUCCCGGUGUCCCUAAAUUUCCGAAGGAGGACAUUGAACCGGUUGUUGUCAAGGAGGGAGAGCCCAUCGUCCUGAAGUGUGACCCUCCGGAGGGCGUGGGCACUCGGCAGAUCUACUGGAUGUCCAUCGGUCUCCAACACAUUGAUCAGGAUGACAGGGUUUCCAUGGACCUCGAUGGCAACCUGUACUUCUCGAAUGCCCUGCAGAAGGACAGUCGUCGGGAUUACUGUUGCUUUGUCUCCUUCUCCAAAAUACGCGCCAUUGUCCAGAAGACCGCCAUGGCCGUCGUGGUCAAGAGCUUGAAACCUGACAAUGAGUCUGCCGACGGCAGCGAUGCCACGGAAGCCCCCCCGGCGAGGAUCCCCGGCCUGCUGCUGCCCUCUGGUGUUCAGACAGAGAAGGUGCUGCUGAAGGGAGGGGACCUGCGGCUCGAGUGUAUACCAGAGGGAUUUCCCACUCCGACGGUGAAUUGGAUGAAAUUGGGAGAGAAGCUGCCCCCGCGGACGACGUUCAACAACUUUGGAAAGCGGUUGACCAUCCCGGCUGUGGACGAGAGCGAUCAGGGGAAGUACAUGUGCACAGCCAGAAACUCUGCCGGAGAGGCUGUCCACUACUUUGACGUAAUCGUGGAAGAGCCGCCGAGGUGGCAGACAGGGCCUCCUCGGAGCCAGCUGACUGUGAUCGGGUCUGAUGUUCACGUCAAGUGCUCAGUCGGGGGGAAACCACCGCCAGACAUAACGUGGAGGAGGAACGGAGAAUUCUUCCAAGACGACCCGGCGGGCAGCAGGCGAGUGCUCGACGACACCGUGGUGCUCCACAACGCCAGGCCAGAGGACAGCGCCGUCUACCAGUGCGAAGCCUCCAGCGCUCAUGGCAGCAUUUUGGCCAACGUUAACAUCAUGGUCACGAAUGUGGCUCCUGUGAUAUUGACGAGCGACUACCGAGAGUAUGCUGUAAUAGUAGGCGGGGACGUCAUCAUGAACUGCAGUGUUUUCAGCUCUCCACCUCCAACCAUCUCCUGGGCCAAAGAUGGUUCUCCAGAAACUACCAAGGGAGAACGUUUUUUUCCUCUCCAGAACGGAGCGUUGCAAAUCAUCAGGGCAGAAAAAGACGACAGUGGAGAAUAUGUGUGCGCUGCCUUUAAUAUGAUGGGGGACUCAGCUGUCACUGCAGUGCUGGAUGUGAAAGACCCCACAAAAAUCGUAGCUCCACCUCGGGACGUGCAGAUCGUCAGCGGGACCACAGCCCAGUUGAUGUGUCAGGCGGAGCACGAUAAAAGCCUGCGGAGCACCUUUGAGGUGGUGUGGAGAAAGGAUGGGGAGGAGAUCCCACUUUCCUUUGAGGAAAACUCCAGAUACGUUGUGGACGACGGCAUGCUGCAGAUCAUGAACGUGAACCUGAGUGAUCAAGGAAUAUACUCAUGCAUUGCUAGAACCCUUCUAGAUGAGGACAGCGCCACUGCACUACUCACAGUACUGGAUGUUCCCGAUGCUCCAAGGAAUUUACAGCUGUCUGAACUUCAGAGCCCGAGGAACGUCUCCCUGUCGUGGGUCCCUGGGAUCGAUCACAACAGCUCUGUAACAGAAUUUAUAGUGGAGUACGAGGAGAGCCAAUGGGAGCCCGGCAGGUGGAGGGAGCUGCAGAAAGUCCCCGGUAACCAGGCAACAGCCGAGCUGGCGCUACACGGACACCUCAACUACCAGUUCAGAGUGUACGCCGUCAAUGCUGUUGGACCCGGACCCCCGAGUGAGCCCACUGAGAGAUACAAAACACCCCCUGCUGCUCCUGAUAGGAACCCAGAGAACAUCAAAAUUCAUGGCCAUCUUCCUCAUCAAAUGGAAAUUAGCUGGGAGCCGCUGUUGCCGGUCGAACACAACGGCCCAGGCCUUGAGUACAAGGUGAGCUACCGGAAGCUCGGGCUGGAAGAUCACUGGAAGGACCACCUGGUGAAGAGACACUCGUUUGUUGUGAGAAACACGAGCACGUUCGUCCCGUACGAGAUCGGGAUUCAGAGCAGGAACAGCCACGGCUGGGGACCUGAACCCAACGUCGUCACGGGUUACUCCGGAGAAGAUGUUCCCACCGCAGCACCGCAGGACGUAGCAGUGGAGGUGAUCAACGCCACCGUUCUGAGAGUUAGCUGGACCCCGGUCCCACCCGCCACAGUCAGAGGUCACCUUGGGGGCUACAAUGUGCACUGGUCGAGGAAGCGGAGUCUGCUGAAUCCCAACAGGGUGUUCGAUGACCGCCAGUCCCUGUCCUUCCCGGGGAAGCGGAGUAACGCCAUCGUGCCCGGCCUCAAACCUUUCGCCGAGUACAGACUCACCGUGAACGUUUUCAACAAGAAGGGCAAUGGGCCCAACAGUGACCCGGUCACCUUCAACACGCCAGAGGGAGUUCCUGAACAAGUGCCCAUACUCACCGCCUCCAAUUCCCAGAAAGACUCCGUUUUGCUGGUGUGGGGACCGCCCCUGGAGGCGAACGGCAUCCUCGUCGGCUUUCUCCUGAAGUACCACCUCAUUAAUGAGACCACACUUGAGGUGGUUGACUCCCGCGAGAUGAACAUCACCGGGGCAGACUCCACUCAGUGGCAGCUCCGGGGCUUGGAGGAGGGCAGCCUCUACCGCUUCCACGUCAGCGCCUGCACUCGGGCAGGUUGUGGACCUCCGCUGGCCCAUGAGAGCGCCACCAUCGCUCCAGAACAUUUGUCCCUGACUCCAGCUGUGGCCCCUAUUCAGAGCAGCCACAACUGCUCUCUCUCCUUCCCCGGCAACGCUGCUCAUCUUCCUCUGGUUCCGGUCCUGUUGAACAUAAGCUCAUACGUGAGUGACACCUUUGUCAAAAUCAGCUGGACUGCCAGAGAAGAGCAGCAGGACUCGCAGCUUUAUGUGGCUUACAUGAAUAACAGUGAUGGUUACUGGUGGAUUUCAGAGGCCGUGAACACUUCUCAAAGUUUCCACGUUAUUGACGGGCUCAGACCGGGGACGGUGUACACUGUGCGCAUCAUGGCCAAGGGACUGCUCGACAAUGCUAGCAUAUUCGAGGACGUUGUCCAGACUCGCGUCAAAGGUGUGGAAAGUCAGCAGAGCAACUUCUCGACCCAUGGCUGGGUCAUCGGGACCCUGUGCGCUGUGGCUCUCCUCACCCUUGUCACACUCAUGGCCUGCUUUGUGCGGCGAAACAAAGGUGGCAAGUAUGCAGGUACGCCACCGCCGCGCCAGCGACAAGACAUGUUCUCCAUGGAAAAAGUGAAAGAGAAGGAGGACCUCCACCCUGACGUCGAGUCACAAGGAAUGAAUGAUGACACCUUCUGUGAAUACAGUGACAGCGAUGAGAAACCACUGAAGGGCAGUAGCCUGUGUUCCCUGAAUGGCAAUGACACAGUCGGGGACAGCGUCAGCAGAGACAGCCUGGUUGACUACGCCGACGGUGAAGGGGAAUUCAAUGAGGACGGCUCAUUUAUUGGAGAAUAUUCCGGACACCGGCACAGAGGUUCUGUCAGCGAGCCCAAUAGAACCGGCCCAGUCGUUGCAUAAAGCCGGGCUCCAGAUCAAACAAUCCUUUCAAGGAACUUUUUUUUCUUCAAAUUCCGCUUCCCUGGCAUUAAAUAUAGGUCAAAUAAUCAAACACGGAGGAAUAAAAAUGACUCAAAUGCGCAGCAGACAAGUUUUACCCGAAGACUGGAAAGGACAGUAUAUACCCGUCAUACACAUCAGUGUGAAAACCAUGUGAGUCUUUGUACAUACUGUAAGAGAAUGGACAGUAUCAUGUUUUUUUUGAAUGAUUUUAUUAAUGAUAAUAAAGUGUUUUUUCUACCUAAUAAUA